Messenger RNA from Fusarium keratoplasticum, 1569 nucleotides. Its product is annotated as MFS domain-containing protein. Gene Ontology annotation, cellular component: membrane. Lineage: Eukaryota; Fungi; Ascomycota; Sordariomycetes; Hypocreales; Nectriaceae. The transcript has 2 exons. Gene Ontology annotation, biological process: transmembrane transport; carbohydrate transport. The coding region runs from base 1 to 1569 and encodes 522 amino acids. The record is from RefSeq and is a predicted model, not a curated record. Gene Ontology annotation, molecular function: carbohydrate:proton symporter activity.
AUGGAGCCACAGUCUCCUGCCAACGCUCAACUUCACUCCGUCUGGAGCGAGAAGCGAUUGAUUGCAAUCUGCCUCUUCAUCGCUCUGGCUCAAUUCCAAUACGGAUACGAUUCUGCCGCCAUUGCAGGGUUCCAGUCUAUGCCAGGAUUUCUGGCCGUCUUUGGUUAUGUCGAUCCAGCCAACCCCAUCGGGUACAACAUCAGCACCAAGGUGCAGACUUUGCUGCAGAGUCUGAUCAGCCUCGGGGCUUUGGCAGCCUGCAUCGCAAUCUUCAAGUUCGGAAGCUUCAUUAGCCCCAGGGUCGGCCUAUGGAUCGCGUCGUUGGUGGGUGCGGUCUCCGUCGCCGCUCAGAUUGGGAGCACGAGUAUCGCUGCGCUCUAUUUCGGCCGUAUCCUUCUCGGAUUUUCGAACGGUUUCUACAGCACCUACUCGGCAAUCUACAUCGGAGAGUCAACCCCAGCGUAUCUUCGAGGUGCGGCCAUCGGCAUGGUGGUAAUGCAGAUCAACCUCGGGGCGCUGAUGGGGAUUGUCGUCGACAACUCUACUCAAAUUCUCACCAGCCGACUGUCUUAUCAGAUCCCGCUUGCUGUCAUGUUUGCCAUUCCGGUGCUGAUGACCAUUGGCUUGAUAUUUCUUCCAGAGACGCCCCGCUACUAUAUAUCGAAAGACCAGGACGACAAAGCCGAAGCAGCUAUCCGGAAACUGCGAAACAUAACGGAUGAAGCCCGACUACGCGACGAUAUUGCAAUUAUGAAGAGGGCCUGGCUUGAAGAGACCGAGAUGCGCUCCUCGACACACCUGCUGGACGCCUUCCGCGGUACAGACCUCCGACGCACACUUCUUAGCAUCGCAGCCGCUGUUGCUCAGGCGGCCACUGGCGUUCACUUUAUCUCAGCCUUUUCGGUAUACUUUUUCGUCCAGGCUCGAAUUGGCAGCCCCUUCAUGUGGGUAACGGUAUCUAUAGCGAUCGCCCUAACGGGAAAUCUGCUCUCUUUCCCGGCGGUGCGCUUCUUCAAUCGCCGACAUCUCCUGAUAACUGCUUCGGCGGUGAACUCGGUGUGCAUGCUGGGCAUGGCGAUUGCCUACACCGUCUCCCCUGUUGGGUCACCUUCUGCAGGAAAGGUCCUCGUGGGGCUGAGCAUUGUCUUUGUCUGGGUAUACGGCCUUGGCCAAGGUCCUGUGCUAUGGGCUCUUCAGACAGAGAUACCGUCCCAAAGACUCCGGGCACAGACAGUUGGUUUCUCCCAAGGUGCCAGUUUUCUCGUUUCAUGGUUAAGUGCCUUCUGCUCACCUUACUUUAUCAACCCCGAGGCUCUCAACUGGGGCCCCAAGUACUGUUACAUCUGGGCCGGAGGCAAUUUGAUUUUGGCCAUCUUCACCUUCUUCUUCAUUCCAGAGACCAGAGGGAGAAGCUUGGAACAACUUGAUGAGCUAUUUGAGAAGAAGCUGGCUGCGUGGAAGUUCCAGUCCUACAUCACAGACCUCCAGCAACCUGAUACAGACAACUUUGUUACGAAGAAGGAGACAAAGGACGACAUGCAGGUAUAUGAGAUUGAGAACCGAGAGUGA